Messenger RNA from Fonsecaea erecta, 771 nucleotides. Its product is annotated as rpsU-divergently transcribed protein. Gene Ontology annotation, cellular component: mitochondrial inner membrane. The transcript has 2 exons. Gene Ontology annotation, biological process: ubiquinone biosynthetic process. Gene Ontology annotation, molecular function: lipid binding. Bases 1 to 771 code for a protein of 256 amino acids. The record is from RefSeq and is a predicted model, not a curated record. Lineage: Eukaryota; Fungi; Ascomycota; Eurotiomycetes; Chaetothyriales; Herpotrichiellaceae.
AUGCCCAUGGCUCACGGGAGGAUCGUUGCACUCCUCCGACCACGGCGAUUGAGUGCGACAAGUUCAUACCACAGUCGUAGACAGAGACCAGCUCUCGCACGAACCUACUUCUCAAUCCACCAUCCAGACCCCCCGCCCUUUCCCGAAACUCAAGAUCGAAUCCUUGCGGCUGCCGUUGGUCGAGUACCCCAGCAUGGUUUCACGGAAACGGCGCUGGCUUUAGGAUCGAAAGAUGCUGGAUACCUAGAUGUGACUGUCCAACUCUUUCCCCGCGGGGCCUUUGAUCUGAUCAAUUACCACCUGGUCACCCAAAGACAUGCGUUAAAAGAUAUUGUACAAUUCCCAGAGAAUUCCCCGUUGGGCUUGGGAGCAAAAGUAAAGACGUUGACCAUGGCACGGUUGAGGGCAAAUGCAGACAUUAUACACCAAUGGCAAGGGGCCCUCGGUUACAUGUCCCUCCUCGAGAACAUCCCUGCCUCAAUGAAAGAACUCUAUGCCUUGUCGGAUGAGAUUUGGUAUCUCGCAGGAGACACCGCUGUCGAUUUCUCCUGGUACACCAAGCGAGCCUCCCUCGCCGGCGUCUACGCAAGCUCGGAGCUGUUCAUGACAAGGGAUACGUCAAAGGAUUUCUCGGCAACAGAAGAGUUCCUCGACCGCAGACUGAAAGACGUACAAGUCCUCGGCGGCACUGUUGGAGGAUUGUCACAAUAUCUUGGCUUCUGGGCGGGCAACAGCGUGAAUUUGGCCAGGUCUUGGGGUAUGAGAGUGUGA